Messenger RNA from Venustampulla echinocandica, 279 nucleotides. RefSeq lists its product as uncharacterized. The record is from RefSeq and is a predicted model, not a curated record. The transcript has a single exon. NCBI's taxonomy places the organism in Eukaryota, Fungi, Ascomycota, Leotiomycetes, Helotiales, Pleuroascaceae. The coding region runs from base 1 to 279 and encodes 92 amino acids.
AUGGCCAAGUUCCAUCACCCCCCCAACGCCAGCGCCGUCAUUCAAGGCCUCAACGUCGCCUUUGGCCACUCACAAGUGCUGAAGAACGCACGCCCAGCCACCCGUCCACUCGCCAGUGCAACGCGGAUUCUAGGGGCGCUGUUCGGCGUUGCCGAGACGGAGGCUUUGGAGCGAAGCUCGAUGCCUAGAAAAGCUUCACAUGAUCAAGACCUCUUGGUCCCGCAGAGGCUUCACGGCUGGCUUGCGACUUGCGCACCUCUUUCUUGGACUCAACAAUAA